AUGUCACAAGAAAAAAUAUUAGAUCUUAAUGAAUUCAUACAAAAUCCAAACGAUUGCUCAGAAUUAUUUAAAAUUUGGGAUUCUCAAAGAUCUGUAAUGACAAUACCAAAUUCCUUUGCAAAUAUUAUUCAACAUACAACAAAGAAUCCUUCAUUAAAAUCUAUCGGAACCAUUAUAAUUCGUAGAAUUAUCAGGAAUUAUAUGAAAACAAUUGAUCGAAAUUUAAGUUCUGAUCGAUUACCAUUAUGUCAAUCAACAUUGAGACUAUUGAUAAUGAUGAACUCACACGAUAUUUCAACCACAAGAGAAUUACAAGAAACAUUCCAUUUUAACUUAAAGGUAUUUUCAAAAUUAGUAAAUAUUAGAAGAAAAGAUUCCCAAAAUAUUUCACGACAGAUGCAACAAGAUGAAACUAAGAAUUUUGCAAAUUUAAUAUUUAAAGGCUUAUCUCAAGAUAAUUAUGAGUUUGUAGAAGAAAUUUUUCAAACUUUUUAUAAUUAUAUAAUUUUAGAUAAUAAAAUUGGUAUAAAAUCAAAACUCGCAUUUUUCAAUAGAGGAUUAUUAAACCAACUUUUAAAUCUUUAUUCUAGAUCUGAAACAGAUUUACCAGAAUCAAAUAAAUUUAUUACAGACCUAGUACACAAAUUUCUAUUAUCAAUCUGUUGUACACCAGGUGUUGGUAUUUGUUUUCAAGAUGAAGGAUGGUAUCCUUAUGUACACAAUAGAUUAUUAUCUUACUUCAUCAAAUCUUUGAAACCAACUCAACACUUGAAACAACAAGAAUUAUUGCUGAAAAUUUUAGAAACUUGCCCUGAAUUAAUUCCAAUAUUUCUACAAUCUGCAACUCUUUUAUUAGAACCUUCUCUUUCAUACAAAUGGCUUGCAAAUAUCACAUUACUACAAAAAAUUAUUGCUUUGCCUGUUCCAGCUUUUUACAUUCCAGGAACUACCCAGUAUCCUAAUAUUACUCCUGAGAUUUCAACUAUAAUGCAAAACAUUCUUCCGCAAAUGCUUGAUCGUGUCAUUUUGAACAAAUGCUUAAAUCAUAACAGUAACUUGGUCAAAUAUAAAAUAUUAGUUUUGUUAUGUUCAGCUUUACAAAAAUUUGGUAAUGUUAUAAAAUCAUUUAGAAAAAUAAUCGAGGAAUUAGAAUCUGAUAAAACGCUUGCAUUAUCAUCACCACCAUUAUUAAUAUCAGAAAAAUGGAAAGAAACAAUUAAUUGUUUAUUUGAAGAAUUAAAAUGUAGAAUGCCUGAUAUUCAAAUAUUAUUAAGAAUGUAUAAUAGGACUUCUGCUACUGAUAAUAAUUAUUUACCGGAAGCAGUUAUUGAGUCAAAAUUUGAUUUGGGCAAAUUAAUUCCAGGAAAUUUGGUGGAAGCUCCAUUAAUUUUUCAAAUCCAUUUCUUGGAAUUGUUGUUGCUCGUUCCUGACUUUAAUUGGCUGAAUAAGGUACCAAUGGAUUAUAAGAAUAAUUCAUCAUUGUUGUCAUUUAGUCAUCUGACAACCAUUAUAGAUUUGUUUAUCACUACCCCAUAUUCUGGAGUUUCUUUAGCUGCAAAACGUGUAAUUGACUAUUUUUUGGAAAAGUCGAUCUUAUUUAAACAUGAUCCAACUGAAAUCUCUUUUUGGCUCAAAAGUCUUCAGAUGUUAACAAUAAAUACAGGAUCUACUUCUAAAGGUGAUUAUAAUGACAUGUUUAAAACUAAACAAAUCGUACUACAAUUUCUUGAUAACUGUAUAAUAAAGUAUUUGAAAGAUCCGUUUCCGUAUAUUGAUGAAAUCAGUCAACUUUCUAAUGAAUUGAAAGAUAGAUAUCUACAAAAUGUUUCUAGGAAGAUUUUUUCAGCUCUUAUUUCCAAAAAAAUACCUUGCUAUUUUUAUCCAUUUAGUCCAUUGUUUAUUGUUCUUGUAAAAGAAUAUGAGGAUCUAAAGGAUGACAACCAUUUGUUGCCUAUUACUCAUUUCCUACACAAUUUAUUCAAAAGUCUUUUAUGGAAACAACCUUUACCAGGUUAUCUUUAUUUCUAUGUAAAAAAGUUGAAAGGGAACGGAUCAGAAAGCUUUUUUGAUUAUAAAGAUAUUGUUAGUUUGUUAGAUGUUAUUGAUAAAAAAAUCCUUGAUAAUACUGUCGAGAAUUUGGAUUCUAUCAGAUCAACAGAAGGUUUAGAUCAGAAAAAUAGUGAUAUUAGAGAAGAAGGUGAUGAUGAUAGAUGUUCUAACGUAUUGAAAGAUUCCUUAAAUUUGAUAGUUGGAUGGCCUGUCUUCGAUGAGCUUUUCUUACUGAGAGAAGUCGAAAAUCUAAAAGAAAAUCAAGUUCUCAUUAAAUUAUUGGAUGCUUUGGAUGAGUUUGUGGCAGAUCUUGUUGAAUAUUUUACUGAUAAAAAAAAUAUCAUUAAACAUAAAAAAUAUGAUAUAAACCGAUCAAACGAUUUAUCAAAAUUCAAGAUUAAAUUAUUGAAUCUUGUUUCCUUUGCAACUAAAAAAAACAAUCAAUCAAAAAAAAAGUACUUUACAAAAUUAUUAUCAGAUGACAAAUUUAUUUAUUUAAUUGAUAAGUUUUCAGAAUUCUGGGAAAAAGGUGAAUUAGUUGACCUGUUAGAAAAUAUCUUGAACAUAGAUCGAUCAACAAUUUCUUUUAUUUCAAAUAGCGGAUAUCUUAAUAGAUAUUAUAGAAUUCUUUUGAUUGUCUUUAAUAAAUUGUAUAAUCACCAUCAAUCCACUGCUUCCAUUAUAAAACUAUCCGAUAAUUUAUAUCAAAAGUUGAUUUUUAUGUGGAAGAAUUAUCCAUCUUCCUUCUCCUCUUCUCACUCUUCAGAACUUGAUUUAAUAUUUUUACAAAUAGUAGAAAGUUAUAUGCCACCUGGACUAACACCAUCAUCGUCAUCAAGUUUGGAACAUCUGAAUUUACUACAAAAAAAUAAUAAUUAUAAAAGGUUGAUUGGUGAAUUGCCAAAGCAAAUAGAUAUUGAGGUUGUAAAAUACAUUCUUUCAGAUUUGAAUACAACAACAAGAACAAAAAUCCUGUCAUAUCUUAUCAUGAGAAAAGCAGAAUUUCUAGAUGUGUCUUUAUUGCUUACAUAUGUUUUAGAAAUUGUGUCUUCCACUACAAGCUCAACAACAAUCACUUGGUCAAAUCUUGCAACUGAUCACGAUAAAAAAGCUAUAAAAAUAUUAUCAAAACAAUAUUCUUUGAUAUUCUUUAAAAAGUUAACAAGUAGUAGCAAUAGUGGUGAAAUUUCAUUGAAUUCAAAAAAUUCAUUACAUUAUGUCAAUAUUAUUAAUAGCUUAUUGUCGUUGAGUCCUGAUAACGAAUUAAUCAAAACUCUAAAUCAAAUUAUUGAUAAUUAUUCUACGAUUGAAUUCAAUUUAAAUCAAUUAACUAUUAUCGAAUAUUAUUUAAACUGUGAUGGUAACAUUGACAAUUUCACAAUCAAUCAACUCAGAAAAUUUAUUAUGGAUUGUUUACAUCAUGCAACAUUAUUUCUAGAAAAAGAUAAAUAUAAAGAAUAUGAUGGCGAUGAACAAGGAAUAUUAGUUGGAGGGAUAUUUACUAAAAUAGAAUCAUUGAUCAAACUAAUUAUUCCAAAGGUUAAAAAUCUAGAUGCAAAUAUUAUUGGCGAAUUUAUUUUUGUAUUGUUAGAGAAGAGAUUUGAGGAUUUUGUGAUUUUGAAUUGUGUGAGAAAUUUGAUAGUUUGUGAGUAUCGCAAAGAAUCAAAUGUUUUAGGUCCACCAUUGGAUAAAAUUCUUGAAGCUAUAUUUAAUAAUCCAAAAUUUAAACAUUUUACAACAACACCACUACCAGAAGAUGAUAAUUAUCAUGACGAUGAAGCAGUGAGACUUUCAAUAUUUUAUUUAAUAAACAAGAUUUUUCAUAUUGAUCCAAAAAAUUGCUGCAAGCCUGAUUAUCUGGAUUUACUUUUCACAUACUAUGGAGCGACCACAUCCUUGGUAGAUCAAUUGUUGCUUGAUAUUUAUAUUUUAUAUGAGAAAAUCACUAAAUUAUCAAUUGUAUCUAGUGCUAUGUAUUGGGGACCUGGAUCUAAUAGACAAAUGAGUAGACAGAAAUUGAUGGGACAAAGAGUUCUCGUUGAAACAUUAGGACUGAUUGAUCCUAAAAUAAUGAUCUAUAGUUAUACGCAUUUUCCAAUUGAUAAGGAUCUGUCCAUAACGUUUGAAAAGGAAGAAUUAAUGACAGUGAUUGAAAAUGAAUUAAAAGAAGUUACGGGAAGAAAAUAUGUAGGGGGCACAGCUAAUAAUAGCAAUAGAAAUAUUAUUAAAAUCCAAAACCCGAAAUUGGCUCCAACAUAUGAUCCAUCAUUUUUCUUGCCAUUAUUUGCAAAUUUAAUAUCUUCAUAUGGGAAUCUAUUAGACUUUAGAAAACUUUUAGAAAUCAAUGCUUUGGGGUUUAUAGUAGUUUCACUUUCUUCUAAUAAUGAAAAUAUUAGAAAAGUAGGAUAUUAUUUGAUGGAUGAAGUCUAUUUAUUGUUGGAACAUACGGGCUUUCGAGAAAAAAGUCAAAUAUUGUUACUGUUGAAUUCUUUAAAAAAUUCUAUAGAUAUUCCAAUGUUUUAUAAUUUAUUUUAUUCUAGUUCAGACAAUUAUCAAAAAGAAAGAGUUUGGUUAUUGAGACUCUUAUCUGCAGGUUUAAAAACCAAUGAAGAUUACAAGAUUUUCAAAAGAAGACAUGCAUGGGAUAUUAUAUCAGGAUAUUAUAAUUCAUCAUUAACUGAUAAUAUUACAAAGAAAAUUAUUAUAGAGAUUUUGUUUCAAGCAUCAUCAAUAUCACAAGUUAUCACAGAUAUGGUUAAAAAUAAGUGUUUAAUAACAUGGAUUCACAAUUUAUGUGUUUCUUCUUUAACUAUGGGAAAAAAUUCAUCAUCAAUAUUUGGUUUAAGAAUAUUAUUAAGAGUUUUACAAGGCUGUAAGAAUUCAAUUUUACAAAAAUCAAAUGGAGUAUUGGUCAAUCAAGUUAUUUUUAUCUUAACAGGACUACUAAAAUCAUUAGGUUUGCGUUGA
Entrophospora sp. SA101 is the source of this 5016-nucleotide messenger RNA. NCBI's taxonomy places the organism in Eukaryota, Fungi, Glomeromycota, Glomeromycetes, Entrophosporales, Entrophosporaceae. The record is from the annotation of a GenBank genome assembly.